AUGUUCAAAAGGCCAGCUUUAAGUGAAGGUGAUGAUCGCGAGGGAGGCGAUCCCAUUAGAGAUAGUAGAGAACCUGCUCCUAGCUCGAACCCUUCUGUAGUGUCGAAGAAGCCUAAACCUCAAGUGGAUCAUUCGCAAGCUCAGGAUGAGGAAAUACCAUUACCUCAAACUGCAAUAGGAAACACACACUCUCAUCAGAAUGAUAGUAGUAUUGAUCCUGGCGACUUUAUUCUAGAGCAUGAUACCCAUUUUGAAAAACUUUGUGUUAGGUUUUCAGGGUAUUUCGAUAUAAAUCGUUUGGAUAAAGAAAGAAGGAGAGUCGAUGGUAGCCGUGCAUUAGAGAUUUCAAAGAAGGUUUUAUCUAAUCUUGGCGCUGAGGCGCUUCUCUCGGUAUCACAAGUGUGCAAAAAGUGGUUCAAACUCAUCAAUAAUACCAAGCUAUGGACGGACUUGCUAAAGAAGGACAAACUAAUUACUGAUGAUGCUGUUAUCCGGUAUGAAUUAAAUGAACCCAACGAGUUGAUUGACGAAUGGUGUACUCUACCUGGUGAGAUUAAUCCCGCCCAAGUUUUGUACAAG
This is a messenger RNA of Lodderomyces margitis, 579 nucleotides long. RefSeq names its product SEC65. The record is from RefSeq and is a predicted model, not a curated record. The transcript has a single exon. Lineage: Eukaryota; Fungi; Ascomycota; Pichiomycetes; Serinales; Debaryomycetaceae. Gene Ontology annotation, molecular function: protein binding. The annotation marks the transcript as partial.